Molecule: messenger RNA, 4311 nt
Organism: Dioscorea cayenensis subsp. rotundata (Guinea yam)
Lineage: Eukaryota; Viridiplantae; Streptophyta; Magnoliopsida; Dioscoreales; Dioscoreaceae
Product: putative disease resistance protein RGA3
Exons: 1
Coding region: 29-2671 (880 amino acids)
Biological process (GO): defense response to other organism
Source: RefSeq, a predicted model, not a curated record
GUUAAAAGGAUUACCUCUGGCUGUCAGGAUGAUUGGUUGUCUCUUGUGCUUGAACUUCAAUCUAAAUGACUGGAAUAUGAUCUUGAAUGCUGAUGUUUGGAAAUAUAAAUCUGAAGACUUGUAUGGCAUCCCUGCUGCUUUGUGGUUAAGCUAUCAACACUUGCCGCCUCACAUCAAGCAGUGUUUCGGAUACUGCUCUAUUUUCCCUAGAGAUCACAAGUUCGACAAACAAAGCACGGUACAUAUGUGGAUUGCUCAGGGCCUUAUUCAACCUCAGCAAGGGAAAGAAAUGGAGGAUUUGGGGAAUGAGUACUUCGAUUAUCUUUUGAACAGGUCCUUCUUUCAGAGCUCAGGCUUUGGAGACAAGUCUGUCGAGUAUGAGCUACUAAUGUUUUCAAGGACGGAAUUCAGUGUUGAUUAUACAAGGCCAAAAUCCUCAGACACCUCCGAAGAGUACAUAAUGCAUGGAUUAAUUCGUGACUUAGCUUUGUCCAUCACUGCAUAUGAAUCACUUUACCUAUCACCUGUAACCAGGAAUAUGAAGAAGAAUGUGCGUCAUUUAUCACUUCAGUCUGAUAAGAAUACCAUUGCUGAAGUUCGGGACUUGGGCAUGCUGUAUAACCUGCGGACACUACUGUUAUACAGAACAAAGAAUUCCAGUUUUGAUUAUGAUGCAUUGUUCAUGAACUUGAAAUGCAUCCGAGUGCUGUGUUUGAGUGACAUUGGAUUGAAAAACUUACCAAACUCAAUUGGCAAUUUGAAACAGCUCAGAUGCCUGGAUCUUACAAAGACAUCAGUUGACACGGUUCCGCAAGUUCUGUGUAGCUUGCGCAAUUUACAAACUUUGAAGCUGAGCAUCUCUUCAUCUUUUCUGCAGUCCUUACCUCGCAAUAUGUCAAAUUUGAUUAAUUUGCGGCACUUGAAGGUAAAUGGAAGUGAUGAGAUGUAUAAGAUUGGAAAACUCACAUCAUUGCAAGAGCUGGAGAAAUUCACCGUACUAAAUAAAGAUGGGCACAGGAUAGAAGAGCUCAAGAACAUGAAACAGCUCCGGGGGAAGCUUUCCAUUUCUCAACUUGAAAAUGUGCACACCAAGGAUGAAGCCCUGGAGGCCAAGUUGAAUGAAAAAGAGCACAUUGAAAAGCUAAAUCUAGAAUGGUCCUGGGACUACUCAUGGGAUGGAAGUGUUAUAGAAUCAAAUCUUGCAGCUCUUGAAGGUCUAAGACCACAUGCAAACCUAAAAGAUCUCAUUAUUCGGAACAACUGUGGAGCAAAGAUUCCAACUUGGUUGGAAGAUGGUUCACUUUCAAGCCUUGAAACUUUAGAAAUCCUUGAUUGUCGAAAAUGGGAUCUUUCACUUCUUGGGCAGUUCAAGGGCUUAAAGAUACUUAGAUUGGAUGGAUUGCUCCAGACGCAGCCUGUUGAUCUGCAGCAUAACAGAGAUUAUGACCAGCUUUUUCCUUGUCUUUGCAUAAUAGACAUGAGAAGAUGCUCUAGCUUUAUUGAAGUACCUCUAACGCUAGAAGCAAUGCGACUGCACAUGGUGAGGCUUCCGACGCUUCCCAGACUACAUGAAAGCAGAAGCUCAACAUCAAGUUCUUCACUUGCAUCGCUGCAAAUAUCUGACUGUCAAAGAUUGACAACUCUACAAGUGGGACUGCUAGCACACCAAUCCCAGGGCCAACUCCAAGCUCUCCAUAACUUAGUUAUCCAAGCUUGUACUGAACUUGUUCACUUGCCAGAUCACGGUUUCUCUGCACUUGUGUCUUUGAAGACCUUACGUAUUGAAAAUUGCCCAAAACUCAGGCACAAGCCAGUUGAUAACAGUAGUGCUACUCUCCCUUCAUCUCUAAUUGAUUUCAAAGUCAUUAGAUGUGCAGCUCUGACCAGCGAUUCAUUCUUCAUUGAUAUGGGAAGGCUGCAUUCCCUGAGGUCCAUGGUGAUUAAAGGUGAGCCAGCAGUUGACGAAGAUCAUCCUAGUGAACACCUUCCUGUCUUUACAUCACUCCCUUGGGGUCUUCUGCAACACUUUAAGUCACUCAAAGAACUGCAAAUUGUGGACUGUGAAUGGUUAAUAAUGCUUGGACUCCCAGUUCUUGUGUCACUCAAACGCUUAAAGAUUGCAAGCUGCCCGAGGUUGGCUGCUUGUUCAUCGCCUUCAGAUAAAUCUCCAAUGCUUCUUGAAUAUCUAGAGAUUAAAGAGAGCUCCUUGCAUAUACUCAAUGGCGAGCUACUACAGAGUCUCAUCAAUCUGCGGGAGUUAAAAAUAAUGGAGUGUGACGAACUAGAGAACUUUCCGAAUGAGAUGGAAGAGGGGCUUCCUUGCCUUGUCUCCCUCAAACGGCUAUUCAUACACCAAUGCAGCAGACUCCAAUCUUUGCCUUGUGAGCUUGCAACCAUACCUUCUCUUGAAGAAGUAUGCAUAACAGAAUGCGGCUCCAUUCGAUCCAUACCCGAGAAAGGCCUUCCAGCCUCCCUGUUCAUGUUGGUUAUCAGAAACUGCCGUUAUUUGAAGCAGAGAUGCAAAAAGGAUGGUGAAGAUUGGUCCAAGAUUUCUCAUGUCUUCUACAUCGAGAUCGACAACCAGAAUGUUAAGGAGGAGGCAUUAUCAGAGACGGGUUCCUCUGAAGAAUACAUCUCUGUGUCAACAAUUUCAGAUUGGGACUUUCCCUAGAUUUUGCAAAAGUUAUAUACAUGAUAAUGCUCACAACUACCCUUGUAAAGUCAUGCUACAUAUGAAUUUGAUCAAAAUCAUUUGACAAUAUUGUUCUACUGUGUUUAAAUUGUUUUGGUGGGAAGACAUUCUCCCGCUUCUACAAUGGAUUGUAUGAACAUGAUUCCAAGUAUCACAAUAUUCAACUAGUCAAGAUAACAGGCAACCAAAAAGCAAGAUUUUAUAAUUGAAACGAAACCUUUUAGUGCUGAAAGGCUAUAUACUAGUGUCUAGUUGAGUUCAGGAAAGACCAAACUAAAUAGAGAUUACUAAACAGUUAUAGAAACGGCAUUCAUGAUCAAAGCAUUGUCAAUGGUAAAAAUUUUGACAAUAAAUUAGUUUGAGUUGAAUCUUAAGAGAUCAAUAACCAUAAGCAUCAGGAUAUAAUAUUUUAACAAAUCAACAGGAAAGCAGUUUGAGAUAAUAUUGUGCCUUAGUUGCUAUAGUGCCCAUGAUAUUCAGAUAAAAAAUCAUGUGUUUAUGAGAUGUAAUUUCAAGGCAUAAUAAAGCAGCGGUAGUUGCACAUGUAUUUUUAAAUGGAGAUGGCCAAGCAAACAGCAGCAGUAUUGAUUUUAGAAAUCAAUGAGCAGAAAGCUAACUGAAAUUUGAGUUUAAACUGACAAUAGUAAUAUAAAAUCAUGAAAGAUUUAAGCUAAUGUGAAGAUAACCAAUUUUAUAUUAUAGCUGCAGUUACAAUGAAAGGCAUAAAAACAAUAUAAUGGCUGAGCUAUCAUAUCAAAAAUAACAAGAGCGAGGUGGUGGCCAAUUCCCACCACUGACCAAUGGCUGCAAAUACUGAAUGAAACUGUAAAACAGUGCGCAUUAGUGGAUUUAUUGCCAAAUCAUUGGAAUGUAAAUGAUAAGUUUUAACCAGAUUCAAUAAGCAUCAAACAGGAAGCAGUGUUUUCACAGAGGUUUAAAGAUGGAAAUCAGGAUUAUAGAGACUGAUCAAUGUGAAAGCAUCAAUAAUAGUAAAUCGCAGAUGUUAGAGUCUCCCUAAUAAUAUCUUCAGCCUAUAUCACAAGACACGGCAUAAUAACUAACAUUACAAAGCCUUCUACUCAAUAAAAUUCAAUCAAAAUCUAUAAAUAGAGAAAUAUAAUGCAUCACAAAUACCACAUGCGUGAUUAAUUUUCAUUAACAACCAGCUGAUGAAAACUGUUUCAACGGCUUCCCUCCGCAAGCUAUUCGGUGUCUCUUCCAGCCCUCAGUCAUUAAGGGUUGUAGAAGAUAUUUGGAAUGAAGAAGAAGAAGACGACUCACAGCAGAUGACCGAGACAAAGAUAGGCUUGCUUUCAACUUCUUGGGCCAAGAAGCUCACUCUAAUAUGCUAUUUGAUUCUUCAGCUCGCUAUGCUUCCCAUUCUCCCGCAAGUUCUACAAAUGUCAGCAUGUCUGCAUGCCUCAGCUUUGGCAACUUGGCUGAUGGCACUUGUCGCAAACCCAGAUGGUACCAAUGGGGCUUCACAGUUCCCCAUUAAUUGGCUGAGGUAUAUAAAUAGAGAAAUUGAACUGUGGCUCAUCCUCAACUUCAGCUAAACUGGAUUGAAAUGCCCAAGUCUCAAGGUACUUUUAGUAGUUGCACACGAAAAAGAAUAAAAU